Photinus pyralis (common eastern firefly) is the source of this 783-nucleotide messenger RNA. RefSeq names its product mitochondrial import inner membrane translocase subunit Tim29-like. The transcript is spliced from 2 exons. Gene Ontology annotation, biological process: protein insertion into mitochondrial inner membrane. Gene Ontology annotation, cellular component: TIM22 mitochondrial import inner membrane insertion complex. The coding region runs from base 30 to 629 and encodes 199 amino acids. NCBI's taxonomy places the organism in Eukaryota, Metazoa, Arthropoda, Insecta, Coleoptera, Lampyridae. The record is from RefSeq and is a predicted model, not a curated record.
CUAACCUCACUUUUCCUCAUCCUUGCAAGAUGUCCAAUUUUUUUCGAAAUCUAAACAUUAUUACAAAUUUAAAAAGUUUUAAUGCGAAAACCAUCGAGUCCACCAAAAAUGCGGCCCUUAGACUUGAAGAAAAAUCAAAAGGGACCAUGUUUGAAAACUGGAUAAGAUACUGGAAAAAUGUGUUCAACGAUUAUAGAGAAGUAGUGAUCGACGUUCGAAAAGACAUACGUGAAAAGCCAAUCAAAGCCGUUUGCACCCUAACAAUCAUAGGUUCUCUAACAUACUGUGUCAAGCACAAUCCUAACUUCAUUGAUUAUCGUGACACCUUCGUAAAGUCUGCAAAUGAACUGUUACUUGUUCAUCCGAGCAUGCAAAAGACACAAACCGCUUCAACUCUGAAACAAAUCGAGGGUUACUUUAAUAGUGGUGUUGUGAGAAGAUUCAAUUUCGGUGUCGCAUCGAUUAUAUGGGUCGAUUAUUAUAGUGCCUCUUGUAAGAAUUCUGAGGCCAUAUGUAAACACUUGAAAAUGUCUUAUUUCGAUUGGAGGUAUCAUAUUAUCGAUAUUGGAUUCUUAGAUCGGUGGUGGAUGCUUAGUAAAUGUAUGGAAGACUAUGAUAUUAAUGAUUAGUGAUAGAUUAAGUUGUAUUUCUCGCAGUGUAAUUGCUGUUGCAUCUAAUAUAAGUGUGAUUUAACUAAAGUAGAUAACUUGUGAAUGCCGUGAUUUAAAAUCUGUUGGGAACCAAUAAUGUUUUAUAGGGAACUUCAUUAAACGAUCACAUGCA